AGGGCUCCAGACUAUGGCUAUGGUUGCGCGAAGGCUAGGACCAGUGCAAACUGUUGUGUUGCGACGGACUGGGCUUGGCGAUGGCUCUCUGCUUCUCCCUGCAUCGAGAACGAUAGCGUCGAUUCCCGGGCCGAUCAACAAGGCCUCCCCGAAGCCGAGUCGUAGGAGCCCGUCAUGCAGGAACACGUACUCAACAUCGGCAGCACGAGGAACCGCCCCUGUGGCCACGAUGCAACCGGUGAAAGGGCCGCCGUGUGUACUCAGGUCUAGCGGUAGUGUUGGUGGGAAUAGCGCCACUUGCAUUCGGCGCAACCUGCAUUGCAACAGCGGUAGAGCUGUUGCUACUGCAGACUGGCUGCGCCCUACGGUCGGUGCUGUACUGCUGCGCCAGGGCGAUGCAUCAAGGGCGGGAGGGAUGCCUUCGUCAAGCGCGGUGAAUCAAUUACCAUCGGGAGGGCACGGUGUAGUGUUCGUGCAGGCGGCAGGCUUGCGGACUUUAUCGCGCGUGUUCGCACCUGCUACCGGUGGCGCUGCUGGCAAGAAGCCGGGAGGGGAGGCCGCCUCCCCGUCACAACCGGGUGGCGGUAACGGUCAUGGCAGCAAGACUCCGCCGUCCCCCAGUGAGAUUCGACCACCAGCGGGUUCCGGUGGUCGUGGUGCAAGCAGCAACAUGGACCCUCCUGCGGCGAAGCUAAAUAACCCUCAAGCCGAAGCCGCUGAAAAACCAGCAGGGUCGAUAGGCGACAAUGAGCGAACCGUCAAGGGUGGAAAUCCUGAUCUUCGGGAUCGGGAAGGCCCCUUCGUCGAGAUGCGCGACAGGAUAAGGCACGCCAGGGCCGACGCCAGCGAGGACGCCAAGGACUGGAUGAGGGACAAGAGAGACGACAUGAACACCAUGAAAGAGACCCUGAGAGAUGCCCGUCGAGACUUGAGAAACGCUCGCCUGGACGGGACGCUAGGAGCGCAGCUUUCCGACCAGGCCAAGGAGAGCUCGAAUCGCCUGCAGGAUCUCUGGCGAAAGUACGGGGCGGUGGGUAUCGGGACGUACUUUGGCAUCUAUUUCGGGAGCAUCGCUGUCUUCUACGGGAUCUACGACUACGGGGUCUUGACCAGUCUGCCCUCGGGGGGUACGGCGGUGAUCGAGCACAUGCAAGAAUGGAUGAAGAGCGCGCCGGAGUGGGCCCAGGGCUAUUCGGACAGGCUUUUCGGGGCCAUGGUCGAGGACCACCGCGCCCGAAGCUUUGUCCUCGCUUGGGCCACGUGUAAGGUGCUCGAGCCGGUGCGGCUGCUUGGCGCGAUCGCCAUCACGCCGAGGAUGGCGCGUGCUCUGGGCAGAGCCCCCGCCAAGGUUUCCGAUGCCGACGAGGACGAGGGCUCGGACGCGGACGAUGGUAGUGGGGGUGGCAGGAAAGGGGGUAGCACGCGAUAG
Molecule: messenger RNA, 1429 nt
Organism: Ectocarpus siliculosus
Lineage: Eukaryota; Phaeophyceae; Ectocarpales; Ectocarpaceae
Source: the annotation of a GenBank genome assembly